CACCCAGACCAACCAUAACAGCACUCGUCCAGUCCCACCGUGGAUCAAGCCCAAAACACAAUCCGUGGAGGAUAACAUUACGGUUCUGUUCAACUCAAAGUUGACAACGAUGCUCGAGAGACAUUUGGAAACCAUCACUUUCACUAUCAAUAACGAACAAGAAAACAACCACACUGAAGACACGACGCUUACAGUGGAUAUGGUCAUCCCAAAACCUCAUUCAGACCCUAAUGUUACGUUGAAACAAGACCUCAUUUUUGUUUAUGUGAAUCAAAGACCCAUUCAUCACGCUCAAUCUGAAUUGACAGACGUAAUCUCUUUGAUUAAAACACGUUAUAAACAGCAUCUAGGUUUGGAAAAAGGUCUCACCAAGAAGAGUCCUUUCAUCUAUCUGGAUAUACAACUAUCGCCUGCUCAAUAUGAUGGUAAAAUUGAAUACGACCUGGAAAAAAGGGGCAUGCGUCCAAAGUGCUAACCAGUGAUUUUUACUACGAACGGCUAGUCAAUGUGGAGCCAGAUAAAUCAACCGUCUUUUUCCACAACAAAAGCACAAUCUAUCAACUCGUUCAAAAAAUAGUAGAUACGGUCUAUCCCCUUCCUGUAUUCAACCAACAACAAA
Molecule: messenger RNA, 619 nt
Organism: Mycotypha africana
Lineage: Eukaryota; Fungi; Mucoromycota; Mucoromycetes; Mucorales; Mycotyphaceae
Exons: 2
Coding region: 110-475 (121 amino acids)
Biological process (GO): mismatch repair
Molecular function (GO): ATP binding; mismatched DNA binding
Source: RefSeq, a predicted model, not a curated record